Molecule: messenger RNA, 213 nt
Organism: Funneliformis geosporum
Lineage: Eukaryota; Fungi; Glomeromycota; Glomeromycetes; Glomerales; Glomeraceae
Source: the annotation of a GenBank genome assembly
AUGGCAUUAGAAAAUAUAUUUAAUAAUAAAUAUAUUGAUUUAUCUACUGGAUUUGAUGGGUAUCUCGAAAAAAAUGAUGAUAUCCAAACCGGAAAUCUCAUUGAUAAAGGUUUUGGUUUUCCUAUUUUACUUACUCCAAAGAGUGACAAGAUUCGUGACGAUUAUUUUGAGAACAUCGCUAUUGAACAACAAGCUGGACCUUCUUCAAAAUGA